CCACCAACAGAGGGCUCACAGCUGGAUGGCGCGUAAGAGAUCGACCGCGAGUGCAUGAAGUUCAAGUGGGACGGGAAGAAGUUGGGACGAAGUCUUAUAACUUAGGCCCCCCUAUAUGUUUUUUAUCGAAGUUGUAAAUCCAGUGAAACAGAGAUGUCUUCAGUAGUCCUCACUACCAUCGUUGUUGCCCUGAUGCUGGCCGUCAUGCCUGGUGCACUGCAUGCUGUGCGUGGACCAUUCCAGGCAAUGUUUGCCGCCAACCCACCGGCGCAUGCCGACAUGACUGGGGUGGAUCCGGGACAGCCCCUGUUCCUGACGCCCUACAUAGAGCGGGGUCAAAUCCAGGAAGGACAGAGACUAAGUCUGGUGGGCGACCUGAACGGUACGAGUGUCAAGAGCUACUCGGGAUUCCUGACGGUCAACAGAGAUUACAAUAGCAACAUGUUCUUCUGGUUUUUCCCAGCCCAGUUAAAUCCGGAGCAUGCUCCAGUGUUGCUAUGGUUACAAGGAGGCCCAGGAGGCACAUCCCUGUUUGGCCUGUUUGUGGAGCAUGGCCCGUUUUCAGUGACAAAGGACUUAAAAUUGUUGCCGCGGAAGUAUUCCUGGACUACCAAGUAUUCAAUGCUCUACAUAGACAAUCCAGUUGGUACAGGGUUUAGCUUUACCAAGAAUGACCAGGGCUAUGCAAGAAAUGAGACAGCGGUGGCCAAGGACCUGUACAGUGCCUUGGUCCAGUUUUUUGAGCUGUUUCCCCAGUAUCAGAAAAAUGCUUUCUAUGCAACGGGUGAGUCCUAUGCUGGCAAGUACGUACCUGCUCUCAGCUACGUGAUCCACGUGGAAAACCCAGAAGCCAAGAUCAAGAUCAAUUUUAAAGGAAUGGCCAUAGGAGAUGGAUUCACUGCCCCAGUCAAACUGAUUCCAGGCUAUGGUGCUUUCAUGCUGCAGACGGGGCAGGCCGACUUCCUUCAGAAGGAGAUUAUAGACAAGGCCACAGCCGAAAUUGUCCUACUGAUUAAUGCCAAAGACUGGGAAGGCGCAGCCCAUGCGAUUGACUUGCUAAUAAACAGCGACACAGACAGCCUCUUCCGGAACAUUACCGGCUGCACCGACUACUACAACUACAUGAGAACCAACACCCCUGUUGACCAGAGCUACUUCAAUAAUUACCUGGCCCUACCAGAGGUCAGGAAGGCCAUCCACGUGGGCAACCUGACCUUCCACAACGGGGAUAAGGUCUCUGACUACCUCCGGGAAGAUUUCAUGCAGUCGGUGGAGGCAGAGGUGGCCUUUCUCGCUGACCAAAACUACCAGAUUCUGUUUUACAGCGGUCAGCUGGACGUCAUUGUCGCGGCCCCUCUGACGGAAGCUUUCCUGGACCAAUUAGAAUGGAAGGGCAUGGCCGAGUACAUCUUUGCCGAGAGGAAGAUCUGGAAAGUGCAGGGCGACACCGAAGUUGCCGGCUACGCCAAGAAGGUGCAGAAUCUUCAGCAGGUGUUAGUGCGAGGGGGCGGGCAUAUCCUACCCUACGACCAACCUCGUCGCAGCUUUGAUAUGAUUGACAGAUUCAUCACUGGACGGCCUUUUGAUGUCAAAUAAUAGGCACAUAAUGAGCAUCCUACAGAUGCAUUACAAGGCCAACAGGGGUUUACAAAGUGGUGCAUAGUUAGUUUGAAACGUGAAAUGCCCCACUGUUUCCAUAGUAGGGUAUUACCUUUUGCUUUUUGAAUAUUAGAAUAGGGGAACAGGUUGAGGAAACAUAUACAGAUGCCUGAAGAUUUUGUUAUUGUGUAUUGUGUGGAGUUUAGAGAAGUACAAAAUAUAUGCACUUAGAAGAAAACCAAUGAGAGCUUGUUGAUUGAGGAAGCUGUUCUAAAGUCAGGUUGUUUUGUUCUUAAUGUAAGCAGUUUGGAAAUUGCAUCUUUUCACUUUUCAUACAAUAGAAAGUCAGUCAUUUGAAUAAAUUAUACAUGAACAAGUGAGAGUACACUCCAGGCCCAAUAGGGUGUACCAUGCUCAAAAACAGUUCUCAGCAUACUGAGAAAUGAACUCGGUAGAACAGCUGCGACAGGCACCCUGUGCCACAUGUUACUUUGACUCUUAAAUAUUUUCCUGGCCGAGUAAAGUUUCCAGUUCAGAAGCUCACGGAAAUUGGCACACUUGUUUUUUAAACCAGAUCGUUAAUUUUCCUGCCAGGCAGCAUAGGGCAAAAAUGGGCCCUCCUCAUUGAAAGCGGGACCAUCUGACCAGUCUUUUCUUUCAAAGCCAUCAGUUAGGCUCUUCUGUUAAUUCUUGUAAACGCCAACAUUGCCUUUCCAUGAUAAUCAACCAUCUUCAAAAAAGGAAAGCUAAGCAAUAUGUUGUUCCAGUGAUGUUUGUAAGUAGACUCACUUAGCUAGUAUAUGUAUUUAGAAUACCGGUACCUUAGUACAAGGGUGAGAUUGAUGAAUAAUGAAAUAGCCACAAAAUAACUAAAGGUUUUGAGGGCCCCCAGCUGGAGUCUAUGAUAUUUGUUUUUUUUCCUGAGAGCACUCUUAUAGCCUAACUUUUCUAUCAGCAUUUGUGACCCGCUCUGUCAAAAUGAGUCCUGUGUCACCAGAGCCACAUUUUGAGUUUUCAUUUGUAUUAGAAGGAGCAAAUUGAGUUUUUUGUUUUGAUGUAUCACUCAGUUUGGCAUCCUGAUGAAAGUGGAUACUCCAUGAUGAAAAAUGCUGUGGGUUGCUAAUGAUUUACACGUACAAAAUUAUUCUAAAGGACUUUUUACUCCAAAGUGGCUCUGGCAACUUAAAACUCAUUUUCACAGAGUGGGUCACAUUUACAUAUAAGAUUUUUUAAGAUUUCCAGAUUUUUAUAAAGAUUGUUUGAAAAAUCAUGAAAUCAGGAAGAUCUUGAUGCAAAAAUCCUGACAUCAAGAAAAAUCCUGACAAAUCUCACCCGUCAGCAUGACUUUGAUUUUAAAAACAAUUUACAAUGUACAUGUAGUAACUUGAGGCCUCUUUCUAUUUACUGUAAAUACCAAGUUGUAACCAUUUCUUGGCAUUUUGGGGAUUGUUUCAGUGUUUUGGUAAAUCUCUGAAAGAUAUAUUAUUGACAUAAUAAUUAAAAGUUAAUAGUUGCGUCAUUCUGCUUUGCACAAGGUCUAAAAAUA
Messenger RNA from Acanthaster planci (crown-of-thorns starfish), 3145 nucleotides. Its product is annotated as putative serine carboxypeptidase CPVL. The record is from RefSeq and is a predicted model, not a curated record. NCBI's taxonomy places the organism in Eukaryota, Metazoa, Echinodermata, Asteroidea, Valvatida, Acanthasteridae. Gene Ontology annotation, molecular function: serine-type carboxypeptidase activity. Gene Ontology annotation, biological process: proteolysis.